AGAUCUCCACUCCUCUCCCCCGCCCCGUCUCACGUGGACCGGCGGGCUACCGUCUGAUCCCGGGUCGGUGUUGCCUGCGCGAGCCUCCGGCCGGGGACCACGUGUCUCGCUCCGGCCUGCCAGAGGACCAUGUGGCCGUGCGGCAAGAUGGCGGCGCGGUGGAGGGGGGACGACGCGGAUUUAAAUGCCGAACGCAGCGACUUCCUGGUCGGCAGCACCCGCAACGAGUCGGCCCUGAGUCGAGGUGAUGUCGAAGGCCUGGAGAUGGACUCGCAGUCCUGUACGGAUCACUCCAUCCUGUCCAUUUUCGAUGACGCCACAGUCGCAUCAGAGGGUAAGAGUGGCAUGGAGGAGGAGAGUGAGUCCCUGCUGUCGGCCCUGACUGAGAUGCUGGACAGCGUGGAGGAUGACGACGGGACUCUGUCUCCCUUCGAUGUUCUGCCAGACACCAAGCUCCUCACCCGCGCAGGGUGCAGGGACAACUCAGUGGUAAUAUCACUCACUGGCAGACCUACACCCAGACCCAAAUCAUCAAAUGUUACAUUCGCAAUUAAGCGGGAUGGAGAAAAGGAAGACGAGAACAAAAUUGAGAGAAACGUCCUCCCACAGCUGCUCAUGCAACAAGGUCAAAUAGUGUUUCACCCCAAAUCGAAGAAAGCGGAGAAUGAAGUCGACGUCUUCACGUCGACCUCUCUCGUCAACCUGGUUAGGCUGAUGCAUCCCUACUGUAUGAAGCUGCAUGUGGAGGAGGGGAGCAAAGAGAGGAAGAAGCACACAUUAUUCUCCCAGGAAGAGGUGUGGAAGUACGAGAGGCCCACCGAAGAGAGUGACGAAGAGAUAAAUGUUGUGUCUGACGACGAGGAACCGGCCACAGAGACGAAGGAGAAAGAGGAAGUGGGUGAAAAACGAGACGAUGGGAAACCCCUGAAGAGCGUGUUGCUGAAUGGAAACUCGCCCAGAGCGCCGCCAUCCAGAGGAAAGAAAAGAGUGAGCUUUGGCCCCGUUCAAGUGGCUUCUUUUAAUGAAUCAGAAGAAAAGAGAUUUAAAGAGAAAAAUCCAACAAGUGGGCACACAAGUGAACCUGUGCCAGUUCAACUAAAUGGCACUAAAGCCCUCGGUAACCCUGUUGGGUCAGCACUCGAACCUCAGACAACAACAUCCUCAGAAAUUCACUGUGACAAGUCGGACGUUCUGCCACCGAAAGGUGAGACAAAGGCCAAAUCACUGAGCCUCCAAGAGUACAGACAGCUCCGCCAGAAGAGACAGCCCCAGGUGGAGAAACAGAGGAACAACACGAGCAAGUGGCCCUCUGUUUCUGAACCCCCCAAGGAGUUGCCCCCCAUUCUCUAUUUACAGGAACAAAGACAAAAUAGCUGCAGACCAAAUACAGUGCUCCACUAUCCAGACCAUCUCCAUAAACCCGAGUACAAGACUUCAUCCGACCGUGUCUCUCUACCACUGAGGCCUUCAGAGGCAAAACCACCCACAUGCAGCGGAUUAAAGCGCCGGAGACCUGAAUCCAAAACCAUCUCGCCUGCCAGUCCUCUGCCAGACGCCACAACGAACCCAAACACAAAGGUGUCCGAAAGCAUGAAAAGUCCAGCAAAGAAACCAACAUUGCUCAGCAGCGAUCCCCCAAAUCCUGUCCUCGUCCCCCUGCCAGUUAGCCAAACAGCAUCCCCACCCACUGCCCACUCAUCAUCGGAGUCCACAGUGGAGUUUCCAAGCGUGGACUCCGACCUCCAGAGCACCACGCACUUGCACAAAAUCCAAACUCAGUCCUCAGCAGCAUGUCUUCAGCGACCGCCGUCCUCCUCAGGGCCAAAGCCCCAGGUGUUGUUAGUAAACCAGGAAGGCACCGCCCUGCUUCAGGAAAUGAAUCACAUGGUCACAGAGGUAGUUUCAGACGUUGCCUCUCGAAUUCCAGCACCGAGUCCUGCCACCACACAAACUAAACCUGCCUCAGAGUGCCGCAAACUCCAGCCACAACAAUCUGGAAAACAGAGCCAGGUAAAAGAAACCGAGCUGGAACCAAAGACUCCUCAGGCACCGAGUGCAGAUACCGUGGGCCAAAUAAUGUUUCCUCCGUCUACACCCCACUCUGCUCAGCCGGCGUCUGCCGUAGAUGUUCCCACACCAAAAAAGGAGGCGGUGUUACCAGAGAGUGUUCCAUCGGACUCAGGGAUUGAAGCCCCUGAUCUGACUAGCCUGCUGGAACAGUUUGAGGAAACACAAGCUAAAGAGGAGAGACUUUGUGAGAACGAGACCAACCCUGUUGUUGUCACUCCACCUUCAAACCUUCACGGAUGCAUGAAGCUGGAGAGAAAUCAACCUGUAGGAUCAGAAAAGACCUCCAGAUCACUCCCGACCCCCUCUGUGGAAGCACAUGAGCCUUUAAGCAUUUCAGAAUCACCCAGGAAACCCCUCAGGAAUCUGCCACAUUUCCAAACGUCGGGGCGUGUGGACAUCCCAGAGCCCGUCUGCACUGAAAUCAUCAUCAGCACUCGGCCGGAGCAGCCGUCAAGACGCAAAACUCCUCCAGCUAAAGCCAUUCAGAUCAUUGACCCCCGUCCUCUACCGCCCAGGAAGACUCACACGAGCACUUCAGAGCCCCCCGCUACUCACACCUCUCCUCACAUGUAUUCAUCUAUAUCCUCCGAUCACGAUUACUGUGGCUCUGUGGAUCACUUGCUAACAAGUGCUACUCAGCGUAGCGGAGCGACGCCCUCUUCACUCAAGGAUGAUUCUAAAAGUACUAAUGAAUUAAAAAAAACUACUCUCGACUCAGUUACUGUUACUGAAUGGAAAACACAGACCUCGACUGGACGAACAGAGCAACCAACGCCCACGUCAGAGACCAACCCAUCCACAGAUGGAGCUUUGCAGUUUUCAGACUGUGGUGCAGCCACCGGAGAAGGUGGUUCAGCCCCAUGCACUCUCCCUACACCUCCACCCAGCCCCCCUGACAGAGGGAGGCAGAGGAGCAGAUAUCGUAGACGAUCCCCUCACUCUGACUCCAGCUCCAGCUCAUGUCGCUCCUCCUCCUCAUCAUCUUCCUCUUCCAGCUCAGCAUCUCGCUCUCCAAAAAGACGGAGGCUUCAUCACAGGCGUUCAGAGAGCAGUUCGUGUUCGUCGUCCCCCUGCCGCUCCCUUUCCCGCUCACCCCCUCGGCGCUACAGACUGUCUUACUCCACAUCGAGAUGCAGCAGAUCAAGAUCCAGAUCGUGGUCACGGUCCAGGUCCCCGUCCAGGUCCCCGUCCAGAUCCCGGUCACCAUCCCCACGCAUUUCCCGCAAGCAGUGGAAAGAUGUUUACAGCAGAGAGUCCAGGAGGCUCAGGAGGGAGCACGAGAUGAGGAUACAGAAACUAAAAGCCAUAGAUGAGCGUAGGGUGGUGUACGUCGGCCGCAUCUGCAGGUCGAUGACGCACGAUGAUCUGAGAGAGCGCUUCACUCAGUUUGGAGAUGUGGAGUGUGUGUCGCUUCACUUCAGAGACAGAGGCGACCACUACGGCUUUGUCACCUUCUACAACACGGACGAUGCCUUUGCGGCCAUUGACAACGGCGGCAAAAUAAGGAAGCCUGAUGAGCUGCCGUUUGACAUUUGCUUCGGUGGUAGAAGACAGUUCUGCAAUUCAAACUACGCGGAUCUAGAUGCAAACAGAGACGCAGACCCGUCUCCUGCCAAGGGCCGGUACGAGAACCUGGACUUUGAUUCGUUGCUGCAACAGGCCCAGAGAGGAAUGAAGAGAUAGCAGAGCACCAAGCUGGAUGUGGCAAGGACAAAAAAAAGAAUAUUACAUCGUUUUUUUUCUUCCUUUUUUCAUGAACCUCAGAGCUUUCCUGAGCUCGUACUUAUGUAGCAUAUCUUUAUACGUUAGAGGUUGUUUUUUCCCUCUUUUGACACUUAUAUGCAUGCAGUUUUUAUGUGUGCAGUAAAUAUUAACUAAUAUGUAGCAUUCUAAAUCUGAAAGCAUUUUAUUGAUGGAACAAGUUAAAAAAUAUAUUGCAUUCCAUAACACUGUUAAAAUUUUGUAUUUGUAAAAAAAUAAAUAAAGGCCGUUUUUUGUGUUUCCUGA
Messenger RNA from Scophthalmus maximus (turbot), 4077 nucleotides. Its product is annotated as peroxisome proliferator-activated receptor gamma coactivator-related protein 1. The record is from RefSeq and is a predicted model, not a curated record. The transcript has 11 exons. The coding region runs from base 130 to 3753 and encodes 1207 amino acids. Lineage: Eukaryota; Metazoa; Chordata; Actinopteri; Pleuronectiformes; Scophthalmidae. Gene Ontology annotation, cellular component: nucleus. Gene Ontology annotation, molecular function: transcription factor binding; RNA binding. Gene Ontology annotation, biological process: positive regulation of transcription by RNA polymerase II.